AUGAUUGGGCAAGAUGCAAGCAUUUGGCCCUACAUGUCACCUUUUCUCAGCAUUUUCUCCGCCAUUCCGGGCAACUUGCUACUGCCCGGCACGAUCUUAGCGUUCUUUUUGGGCCGGGCCUUCUUCGCAGGGCUCGCUGCCUGCAUUUUGUUGGUGGUCUUGAGCAACUGUGCAGCGGCCAAAUAUAAACAGAAGGUGCAGGAGAAGCUUCAGGUGGCAGACGAACGCUUGGUUUUGAUCAACGAAACCCUGCAGGGAGCUCGAUCUGUGAAGCUUUGUGCCUGGGAAUGCGCAUUAGAGGAGAAGAUCAACAAAGUUCGAGAGAAGGAGAUCCGCGUGCUGAGCUGGAUACACUUGGCCUAUGCAUUGCAGCAGGGUGCUGUAUCAGCAUUGCCAGUGGUUGGAAUCUCGACGGCCCUCUUGACAUAUGCGGCCUUGGGAUAUUCAUUGGAAGCAGAUGUGGAUUACCUAGCGCUGGGCUUCACCUUGUUACCCAACUGCAAGAUGCAGUUGCAGAUCAUGAGUGCCUGCCUCAGUCGCGUGGAGCGCUUGCUACUGCGCAAGGACGUCGCGGACAUCACAGCCGAUGCCACUGACGGAGUGCCGGGGAUUUCCAUGGCCAACGCCAGCUUUUCCUGGACCGACUCUGUUGUGUUGUCGAACAUGGCCGUCUCAGUGACACCUGGGCGCCUGGUGCUGGUCGUUGGACCGGUGGCGUCCGGGAAAUCCACGCUGCUCUCGGGGGUCUUCGGAUUUGCCCAGCGAACAUGUGGCAACUCCAGCUUGCGAGGACAACCUGCCUAUGUGCCGCAGAAUCCACAAGUCUUGAACGCCUCGGUCUGUGACAACAUUCUCUUCGGUGCUGACUGGGAGCCUUCUUUGUAUGCCGCAGCGCUGACAGCGUGCUGUUUGGAACAAGAUAUGGAGCAACUCGUGGAUGGAGAUGCCACGGAAAUCGGUGAGAAAGGAAUCACCAUCAGUGGCGGGCAGAGAGCCCGCAUUGCCAUGGCCAGAGCAUUUUAUGCGAACCCAGACGUGGUUGUGAUGGAUGAUCCCUUGUCCGCUAUGGAUGCCCAUGUGGGGGCCGAGGUUUUUCAGAAUUGCAUCAUGGCACUGCGAAGCAGUGGCAAGGCGGUGUUGAUGACCACCAAUCAGCUUCAGUUUUGUGCUGCUGCGGAUGAGAUCAUCAUCAUGGAGCAAGGAAAGGUGGCUCACAGGGGAACCUUUGAGGAAGUCAAAGAUAUCCUGGCGACCUGUGGCAUGACGUCCCAAGUGCCCGAGGACGCCAGCCCCGCCAGCAUCGCGCCACGCCUGGCGCGGGGGAUGAGCGAAGCGACGCUGGGGAAGGCGAGAAACCAGCAGCGGCUGAAGUCUGGAAUGACCACAGAGGCCGUGGCACAGGGCCGUUUGACGCUCUCCGCGUGGCUCAGCGUCUCCGCUGGCGGCGGCGCUGCUGGGAAGGCCUUGGGCGUGGCGCUGCUGGGGCUAUGCCUGUUGACGCCCGUGGCGAUGUACCUGUCAAACAUCCUUCUGGCUCAGUGGACCUCCGAACAAGACUCCGACCAGAUGGUCUACUAUGGUGUCACUGCACUGGUCUUUGCCGCAUGCUGCGGCUUGCGGGUUGUCUUGGCUGCUUUGUACUUCACGGAGCUAUCAAGAAAAUUGCAUAAGCAAAUGCUGGCAUCAGUGUUGCGACAGUCUAUGGCUUGGUAUGACACCACUCCGCUGGGUCGAGUCUUGAACCGUUUUUCGCAAGACAUUGCGUUGGUGGACCUUCAAAUGCCUCGGAUCUACGAGUUCACCAUGCAGCAUUUCACGAUCGUUGCGCUGGGGACCUUCGGGGCCAGCGUGUUAGCAUGGCCUGUGCUGCUGUUGCUGCUGCUGGUUGCAUUCCCUCUCUUCAAAUUGCAAAGCCGCUACAAUGCUGUGGCAUUGAAUUUGCAGAGGCUCAUGUUGAUGGCUACCAGCCCAGUGAUGUCCCAAGUGUCCAGUUUCCUGAUUGCUCGUGACACCAUCCGCGCCUUCCGACGGGAGAAAUACUUUGUGUCGGACUUCAUCCGAUCAAUGGAUGAUUUCUACAAGUCCUACUACUGGAUUCACAGCCUCGAUCGUUUGUGCAUGAGCAUCUUCAGCGUUUUCUUCGUCCCCUGUCUGAUGCUGUCACUGGGCGCCGCGGUGCUGUCGCUGGUGUCCUUCGAGAUGCUGACGCCUGAGUUGGGUGGCAUGGCGCUGGCGCUGUCCAUCGGCCUAGCGCAGCGCCUUGUGUUGUACCUCUGGUGCUGGAGCACCUUCGAAAAGUUCUUCGGUGCGGCUCAACGCAUCGCGGAAUAUGCUGCCUUGAAAUGGGAAGGUUCGCAGAAGGAUCACGAGGACUGGAAGAAGGCCUAUGACCAACCUUCACUGACAGACCAAGGUAGUCAGUUGGCGCUUGUCAUGAAGGAUGUGUCAUUGAGAUACCAGCCUGGACUUCCGUUGGUCUUGAACGGUCUGAACUUGACGGUGCGCGCAGGAGAGCGAAUUGGCAUAUGCGGUCGGACGGGCAGUGGAAAGUCCACCCUAUUUCUGGCCUGCUUUCGCUUGGUGGAGAUGGAUGCAGGUGAUAUCGAGAUCUGGGGUCGUAGUGUCACAUCCUUGACGCUCCCAGAGUUGCGAUCCAACUUGGCAAUCGUACCACAGGAUCCCCUGAUGUUUUCGGGAACCUUGCGCUUCAAUCUGGACUUCCAGGGGCAUCACAGCGAUGAAGAAAUCUGGGCAGCGUUGCGCUUGGCACGGCUUGAUCGGUUGGUGAUGGAUAUGCCAUUGAAAUUGGACGAACCUGUCGAAGAGAAGGGUUCCAAUUUUUCGGCUGGAACUGUUCAGCUGAUUUGCAUCGCGCGCAUUCUGAUGGCCCAUCAGAGAAUUGUUUUUCUUGAUGAAUGCACUGCCAAUGUAGACAUGAACACAGAUUCGGAGGUGCAGAAGGCUGUUCGUUCAGCUUGUCAAGACUGCGCAGUGAUUUGCAUCGCGCAUCGCUUGCAAACAAUCAUGGACUAUGAUCAGCUUGCAGUGUUGGAUAAAGGUAAAGUGGUGGAGUUCGGCCCGCCCAAAGAGUUGCUGCGAAGCGACGGCGCCUUUUCAGCUCUGGUGUCGAGUUCUGGAGAUAAAUCUCGUGAAGUGCAUGAAGAUGAGAGCGAAAAAACGUUCUUCAGCCUGUAA
This is a messenger RNA of Cladocopium goreaui, 3195 nucleotides long. Lineage: Eukaryota; Dinophyceae; Suessiales; Symbiodiniaceae. The record is from the annotation of a GenBank genome assembly.